Messenger RNA from Trichomonas vaginalis G3, 392 nucleotides. RefSeq lists its product as uncharacterized. The record is from RefSeq and is a predicted model, not a curated record. The annotation marks the transcript as partial. The transcript has a single exon. NCBI's taxonomy places the organism in Eukaryota, Parabasalia, Trichomonadida, Trichomonadidae.
AUGGCUCAAGUAGCUCAAUUAGGUAAAUUGCCUCGUCAAAUCCUUCUGGCAUUCCGAGUCCUUCCUUCCGACAGAAAAAUAUUUUCCCGACAACUGGAAAAGUUCUUCCUUCCAACAGGAAAAAAUUUUCCAUCCGACAAGAAAAAAUUUUCCAGUUGUCCGUCCGUAAACCAUUCAAAUUUUCGAAAAUUGAGAACUUUUUGGUCGAACUUCAGGAAAAGUUUUUCCUUCCAACAGAAAAAAUUUUUCCUUCCGACAGGAAAAGUUUUUCCCGACAACAGGAAAAGUUCUUCCUUCCGACAGGACACAAACGAAUGUCUCACGUCCCUCUUCCUGAAUGCCUUCCAAAGCCAGAAGAACCGACAGCCCCAGCACCACAACAGACUUACUAA